This is a messenger RNA of Gilbertella persicaria, 1094 nucleotides long. RefSeq lists its product as uncharacterized. The record is from RefSeq and is a predicted model, not a curated record. The coding region runs from base 102 to 1067 and encodes 321 amino acids. Lineage: Eukaryota; Fungi; Mucoromycota; Mucoromycetes; Mucorales; Choanephoraceae. The transcript has a single exon.
GUGACACUGAAUAAAAUAACAUUAGGAAAAAAAUAUAUAAGCAUAUAUAUCUAUUCUUUUUUCUUUUUUAUUUUUAUUUUUAUUGUUAUUAUUAUUUAUACAUGAUGCAUUCAAUUUCAAAUUGUCCCUUACGAACAAUGGCUUUAAUCAAAGUCAAUCAUGAAGAUAUCAUUACUUUUGCCUCUCAAGAAAUGACAGACUUAUUUCAUGGUCAAUCACUUGUCAACCAAAAUAUAUUUGAUAUUUGGACUUUAUCUUCAACAGAACAACAACAAGAGCAGGUAGUGACCUUAAAAGAUAAAAGAACACUCUGUAUUUGUACACAUCAAGAACAGGCGAUGCGUAUUAUUCUUUGCUCAGAUAUCAGUCAGCUCAGUCAGAUAUACCACUACCAACAACCAAUGGAAGGUCUGAUCAUUUCUCGCCUUACCAUGUAUGGUACCAUUGAUGGCCUGUUUCAACCUGGGCAAGAUAGUCUCAGUAUAGGUCAGCCGAUAAUGCGGUACAUUCAUCCAGAUGAUGUCCAGACAUUUUGUGCUGGUCUAAGCCAGGCCACAAAAUACAACCAACUGGUUCAUUUUCAAGUCAGAUUGACGAUUCAAGACCCUCCUCCUUGGUCUGCAUUCACAGUGAUGGCCAUUGAAGAUGGCAAAAUACUCUGCUUAAUCCGACCUGAUAGUGACCAAGAUAAUGCGGUGAUACAGACUCAUUCUUAUUACCUAGAAAGGGUGACACACAUUCAGCAAAAGUUUUGGUAUGCAUUAGAACAUGGUAUGACUUUGAUUGCCCAGCAUUUGGCCACCAGUUUAAUGGUCGUCAUUCAAACCUUGUGGUGUUUAUGGCACUAUGACACAAAGUCACUGAUUCUCUUAUCUGAACACAUGCUGAGAAAAGCAGUGGAUGCAGCUAAAGAACGACCUGAAAUCAACCGUGUCUGCCGUAUGAUGAGUUGGGUUGGUAUUUCACCUACCACUUCAAAAUCAUUUAUAGACAACACACUGGAUCAUACAACAGAAUGGUUCGUUUCCAAGGCUUGUACAAAAUACUACUAUGAUAUGCUUGUUUGAUACCCUCCCCCCUCCCUCUUUUGCAUA